AUGGAAGAUGGUGAUCAAAAGGUUCACAUAUGGGGCGAAAGUGAGGAAAAACAGCUUAUUUCACUGAGAACAGAUAUGGAUGCAGACUUUCAUAGAAAUAAGAAUCAUGAAACAUUAUGGCAAAAAAAAAUUCAAAAAAUGAAUGCUGCAGGAAUUAAGGUUACUAAAAUUCAGAUUUUGAAUAAAUGGAGGAAUUUGAAAAGAAAGUAUAAGGAAACUAUAGACUUAAAUAAAAAAACUGGUAAUGAGAAACAUGAAUUCAAGUACCAAAAUGAAUUUGAUAAUUUGUUUGGACACAAGGCAUCAACAAAAGCAACGGUGUCAUUUGACAGUGGAGUAAAUGGAGAAGAUAAAAAGAAAGAAACAACUGAUGAUAAACCCGCUCGACCUAAAAAGCGUUCUGCAGAAAACCUGUUGAAUAAAAUGGAAAAUAUGAACAAAGAAAUGAGAGAACAGAUGGAGAGGCACCAGGAAGAAAAACUCAGACGCUUUGACAGAAUGCUGGACAUUUUUAAAAGAUCGGUUAAAAGUCAUGAUCAAAAGUGA
This is a messenger RNA of Ostrea edulis (European flat oyster), 546 nucleotides long. RefSeq lists its product as uncharacterized. Lineage: Eukaryota; Metazoa; Mollusca; Bivalvia; Ostreida; Ostreidae. The record is from RefSeq and is a predicted model, not a curated record.